Messenger RNA from Dichomitus squalens LYAD-421 SS1, 1818 nucleotides. Its product is annotated as MBOAT-domain-containing protein. Lineage: Eukaryota; Fungi; Basidiomycota; Agaricomycetes; Polyporales; Polyporaceae. Gene Ontology annotation, biological process: lipid modification; glycerophospholipid biosynthetic process. The record is from RefSeq and is a predicted model, not a curated record. Gene Ontology annotation, molecular function: 1-acylglycerophosphocholine O-acyltransferase activity; 1-acylglycerol-3-phosphate O-acyltransferase activity. The transcript has 10 exons. Gene Ontology annotation, cellular component: endoplasmic reticulum; membrane. Bases 89 to 1726 code for a protein of 545 amino acids.
GCUUUCGCCUCUCCUCCCUCCGGGGUCUCCCCUUUCGUCCGUGUCGGUGAACUAGUAGGUGUACGCGGUCUUACAGCUUGCCGUCAUCAUGGAUGCGCUGUUUGAGCCAAUUGCGGAGGCCACUGGCGGUUCCAUAGACCAGAUCAAGCUCAUUGCAUGUCUUCUGUUCUCAUAUCCUCUCGGCAGCGUCUACAUCCGUAUACCCUCAUCACAUCCUGAGCUCAAACACAUCUUCAGCAUUCUCGUUACCUUCUUCUACCUCAUCCCAGUACUUGGUCUAUGGGGAGGCGCGAUACAACUUUUGGUCAGCGUUCUUGCGACAUAUUACAUGGCGCAGAGGAUAGAGAGGCCGUCAAUGCCUUGGCUUGUCUUUAUUUUUACAAUGGGACACUUGACGAUAAACCACAUCAUACGAACGUACAUCGAGGCAGGCUACGAUACCAUGGAGAUCUCUGGACCUCAGAUGGUCUUGACCAUGAAGUUGACUACUUUUGCAUGGAAUAUUUGGGAUGGCAGGAGACCGUCCGAAGACUUGGACAAGUGGCAAACUGAGCAACGCGUCGUAGAGUACCCUUCGCUGCUAGAGUUCCUCGGAUACGCAUUCUACUUUCCUGGAUUCCUCGUCGGUCCAUACCUUACCUACAACGAAUACCAGGCGCUCGUCACCGGCUCUCUGUACAAGGCUGCGGAGCAGCGCGAGUGGUCAGCUGUGAACGAGACCAGCCAUCUCACCAAGCGUCUUGUUCCCCACGGGCGAAAGCGGGUCGCUUUCAAGAAGAUGUUCAUUGGGCUCAUCUUCUUGGCACUUUACGUCCUGUUCUACCCCGAGUUGAACUACGGCAUCACUAUCGAGGACGAGUUUGAGUCGAGGCGUUUGCUCUCUCGGAUUAUUUUGCUCCAGUUCUGUGGUUUCUUUGAGAGGACCAAGUACUACGCCGUCUGGACGCUGACGGAGGGCGCUUCGAUACAGACGGGCUUGGGUUUCACGGGCUACACAGAGUCUGGAAGCACAAAAUGGGAGGGCGCGGCGAACGUGAACGUCAUGAACAUCGAGUUUGCAGAGAACACCAAAGUCCUCCUCGACUCUUGGAACAUGAAGACUAACAUCUGGCUCCGCGAAUGCGUCUACAAGCGUGUCACUCCCAAGGGCAAGAAGCCCGGAUUCCGUAGCAGUCUGGCCACGUUCGCGACGAGCGCGUUCUGGCACGGCAUCGCCCCAGGCUACUACCUCUCCUUCUUCUUCUACGCCUUCGUCCAGACCACCGGCCGCCUCGCGCGGAGCUACCUCCGCCCACUCGUCCUCCCCGCCAACUACGUCGCCCAGCGCGGGGCGCCGCCGCCCCCCCAGACGCGCAAGAAGCAGCUGUACGACGUGCUCGGGGUGAUCACGACCGUGAUGCUCACCAACUACGGCACGCUGCCGUUCAUGCUGCUCAACAUCGACGACUCGUUCGUCGCGUGGAACAACGUCGUCUGGUACGGGCACUUCGUCGUCGCCGGCGCGCUCGUCUUCUUCUACAUGGGCGGGAGCACGCUCCUCACGCAGGUGCAGGCGGUCCGGGUGAAGCAGGCGGGGUACCAGAUGGAGCGGGACGAGAUCAACAGGAGCGUGAGGAGCCUGCCGGGCACCCCUGUGAAGGCGCUGACGUUGCCGCCGGUGGACGAGGCGGCGCGGGCGUUGGAGAAGGAGCUGGCGAAGGAGCUGGCGGGCGGCCAAGGGAAGUGAUGGGUCCGCGAGGGGGUUGCUUCAUCUUAUUGUACAGAGAGAGUACUGUAAACGCUUCCGUUUGGUUACGACGAUUGCAAUGCUAUCACGAC